AUGGUUGAAGGAAGUAAAAUUGAUUCGGCAGCUCAUUCGAAUGAUCCUGCAACACAUGCUCAUGAAAUUUUUGCAUAUCAUGACACAAUUUCACUUGUUAAGCAAUAUGUUAGCGACCAUCCAGGGACUGUGAUGAUUUCAGUUAGUGAUCAUGAAACUGGUGGAUUAUCACUUGCACUUCAAACUACUCACAAAUAUCCUGAAUAUGGAUGGUAUCCAGAAGUGUUAACUAAGGCUGAUCGUAAAGACUAUAUUAAAAAACUUCUUGAAAAUAACUUGGGUAUUAUAGAUUAUACACAGGAGGAUAUUGAAUAUUUGAACCAAAAUCAACUCCAAUUAGAUUAUGAAUUAUAUUUGUCCAAUAUGACUAGUCACAGAGCUGAAUUAGGGUGGGCAACUCAUGGACAUUCUGGUGUUGAUGUUAAUUUGUAUGCAUAUGGUGAUAAUAUUGAUUAUUUAUAUGGAAAUCAUGAGAACACUGAUAUUGGUGAAUUUAUUAUUAAUUAUCUUGGUUUGGAUCUUAAUGGUAUAACUAUGAAAUUAAACAAUGGAGGUCUUUUAUUAUUGACUGGUGCAUCUUAUCCAAGAUUAUAUGGAACACCUGCUUUUAUUGGAUAUGGUGCUUCAAAAGCAACAGUGCAUCAUCUAAUACUUAGCUUGUCAGCUGAAGGAAGUGGCAUGCCUAACAAUUCAAAAGUUGUUGGGAUUUUACCAACAACAAUUGAUACGCCAGCAAAUCGUCAAAGUAUGAGCAACGCUGAUAUUUCUAAUUUUACACCUUUAGAUGUUAUAGCCAAGUAA
Molecule: messenger RNA, 801 nt
Organism: Entrophospora sp. SA101
Lineage: Eukaryota; Fungi; Glomeromycota; Glomeromycetes; Entrophosporales; Entrophosporaceae
Source: the annotation of a GenBank genome assembly